This is a messenger RNA of Mus pahari (shrew mouse), 1308 nucleotides long. Its product is annotated as cytochrome c oxidase assembly protein COX18, mitochondrial. Gene Ontology annotation, cellular component: mitochondrial inner membrane. Gene Ontology annotation, molecular function: membrane insertase activity. Gene Ontology annotation, biological process: protein insertion into mitochondrial inner membrane from matrix; mitochondrial respiratory chain complex IV assembly. The coding region runs from base 472 to 1023 and encodes 183 amino acids. The transcript has 6 exons. The record is from RefSeq and is a predicted model, not a curated record. NCBI's taxonomy places the organism in Eukaryota, Metazoa, Chordata, Mammalia, Rodentia, Muridae.
UCGGCCGCCCGCUCUGUGGAACCAUGCUAUGCCGGGCGUGUGCCGGGUGGCUCCGGUUGCUGCCCACCCAGCGUCUCCGGGCACCAGGAUCACCGCCCGCCUGGAGCAGCGCGCGGCUCCCAGCCCUUCCGGUAUGGGCGGCCGCGUCGGUGUCGCCGGCCUCUCCGGGCGGCUGGUAUGAGGCCCUGGCAGCGUCGGCGCCGGUGCGCACGGCGGAGGAAGUGCUGCUGGGCGCGCAGGAGGCCACCGGCCUCCCCUGGUGGGGCAGCAUCGUACUCAGCACCAUUGCCCUGCGCGGUGCUGUCACUCUGCCCCUGGCCGCCUAUCAGCACUACAUCCUGGCUAAGUUAGGUGGAAAACUUGCAACCAGAAAUAAAAGACAUCGCCAAGCGCCUUAACCAAGAAGUUGCAGUCUGUGCACGUCAGUUUGGAUGGUCCAAGAGAGUGGCCAGACUCACCUAUCUGAAGAACAUGCGGAGACUUGUCUCAGAGCUGUAUGUCCGUGACAACUGCCACCCUUUCAAAGCCACGGUGCUGGUCUGGGUCCAGCUUCCAAUGUGGGUCUUCAUCUCGGUCGCCCUCCGGAACCUCAGCACAGGGGCCACACAUUCAGACGGCAUUUCUGUUCAGGAACAGUUAGCUGCUGGUGGGAUGCUGUGGUUUCCUGACCUCACUGCAGUGGAUUCCACCUGGAUUCUGCCUGUCUCUGUUGGUGUUGUCAACCUACUGAUCGUGGAGAUUUUCGCUCUACAAAAAAUUGGAACAUCUCGUUUUCAAAUGUAUGUCACAAAUUUUGUCCGUGCUGUAUCGGUGUUGAUGAUCCCAGUUGCUGCAACAGUGCCCUCGGCUCUCGUUCUCUACUGGCUGUGCUCCAGCCUCAUGGGCCUCACACAGAACCUGCUGCUGCGCUCCCCCGGAUUCCGCCAGCUCUGCCGGAUACCACCAAGCAAGUCCGACUCAGAGACCCCGUACAGAGACCUCUCUGCUGCCUUUUGCGCCAAGUUCCUUUCAAGAAAACGAUGAGGGUCCACUCCCAACACCCUGGAAAUAAUUACAAAUGUCACUGUCAGUUUCAUGCAUUGAAUUUAGAAGUCUAUGUUUAAAUAUCAUGAAGCACUGUGGGAAAUUAAGAUGUAUUUGAUGUUUAGUAUGAAAAACUAAAUGUUCAAUUGUAAGAGUGUAAAAAUAACAUAGGAUGCCUGGCCUUGUUCAUAAAAAAAAAAAAAAUCAUAGUUUUGCUGAGAACAGGAUUAGGUCCUGUAUGAGCUCUACCCAACUGUCCACAAAUAAAGUUUUGUAAGUUAAAAA